AUGUAUGUUAAUAUGAUGAAUAGUCAUUCGUACAGUAGACAUUGGAAUGGGGCCGGUGACCCUGUACAUCCGUUAUCACGUACUGGACAUUCAGCAGUAUCCCAUGGACGGUACAUCUAUGUUUUAAAUGGUUACGGCCCUUCAGAUGAUAAAAUGAUACUUUUUGAACGAAUCGGUUUAACACGAUAUGAUAUUAUAACAAAUUGUAUAGAAUGUUUACCUAUACAUUGGGAUAUUAAAUCAUUACAAGAUCAUAUGUUCAAUGAAUUAAUUCUAUUAACAUCUGGUAAUAGUGCUGUAUUAUGUCCAGAAUUAUUAAAUAGAAAUAAUGAAAAACAAUCAGCAUGUAUUUAUACAUUUGGAGGUUAUUCACUACUAGGUAAUAUUCAUUUAAAUGCAUUAUGUCGAUAUGAAUUAACUCAUACUAAUCUAUCAAAAUAUAUAACUAAUGAUAAUACUAAUGCUAAUACUACUACUACUACUACUACUAGUAAUAAUAAUAUAACAUCCACUGGUUUAAGACCACAUUGUUGCCAUGCUUCUGUAAUUAGUGGACAUGGUAUUUUAAGUUAUUAG
Molecule: messenger RNA, 576 nt
Organism: Schistosoma mattheei
Lineage: Eukaryota; Metazoa; Platyhelminthes; Trematoda; Strigeidida; Schistosomatidae
Source: the annotation of a GenBank genome assembly